Molecule: messenger RNA, 1765 nt
Organism: Trichoderma asperellum CBS 433.97
Lineage: Eukaryota; Fungi; Ascomycota; Sordariomycetes; Hypocreales; Hypocreaceae
Gene: RCD1
Product: Cell differentiation protein rcd1
Biological process (GO): negative regulation of translation; mRNA catabolic process
Cellular component (GO): CCR4-NOT complex; P-body; CCR4-NOT core complex
Source: RefSeq, a predicted model, not a curated record
AGCAGUAGAGAAACAUCCCCCGCUUCGCCAGAGGAGACUGCGUACCUGCCCUUCCUCCUGACCGCAUAAUUCCUCUUCCUACUGUUGGGCCGCUACGGAACCCCCGAAACCGCCAGGAUGAUGCCAUCCGCGCAUGUCUACGGCCACCACCAGUUCAAUCCCCAGGCGGAUUCGGCCUGGAUGCACCAGCAGGCCGGCCAUCACCAACAACAGCACGCCCACCAAGCUGCAGCUGCGGCGGCUCAGCAACAGCAACAAGCCCAGCAACAGCAGGCGCAGCAGGCUCAGCAGCAGGCUCAGCAGCAACAGCAUCAGCAGCAGCAGGCUCAGCAGCAGCAAGCCCAACAGGCUCAGCAGCAAGCUCAGCAGCAGCCUCACUACGGACGCAUGCCCGGCGGCCACGCCAACGUCAACAACAGCCUUGCUGCUUCUCACGGGCAAGAUGGUGGACAUGAUAACAUCUCGGAGGACAAUAGGCGGACAAUGGCAUACAUUGCGGACCUUUUGAGCGAAAAUACUAGAGAGGCAGCAUUGCUGGAGCUUAGCAAGAAGAGAGAACAGGUGCCUGAGUUGGCUCUGAUAUUGUGGCACUCGUUUGGUGUCAUGACGUCCCUCUUGCAAGAAAUCAUCUCCGUCUACACGCUCCUCAAUCCAUCGCAACUCACGGCGGCUGCAUCGAACAGAGUAUGCAAUGCGCUAGCUCUCCUUCAGUGCGUGGCAUCCCACAACGAUACGCGGACCCUGUUCCUCAACGCGCACAUACCUCUCUUCCUCUACCCUUUCUUAAACACGACAUCCAAGUCGCGACCGUUUGAGUACCUCCGCCUGACAAGCCUAGGCGUCAUCGGGGCCCUAGUUAAGAACGACUCAUCCGAGGUCAUCAAUUUUCUGCUCACAACGGAGAUCAUCCCGCUCUGCCUCCGUAUCAUGGAAACUGGAUCAGAGCUCAGCAAGACUGUUGCCAUCUUCAUUGUUCAGAAGAUACUGCUAGACGAUAAUGGUCUUAACUACAUCUGUGCCACCUAUGAGCGCUUCUAUGCUGUCGGCACUGUCCUGAGUAAUAUGGUUGCUCAGCUCGUCGAAUCCCAGACCGCUCGCCUGCUUAAGCACGUGGUGAGAUGCUUCCUUCGAUUGAGUGAUAAUGCCAGAGCGCGAGAGGCCCUUCGACAAUGCCUCCCGGAACCCCUGCGAGAUGCCACCUUUUCGUCUGUUCUUCGUGACGACGCAGCCACUAAGAGAUGCCUUGCUCAACUCCUGAUUAAUCUCUCCGACAAUGUGGUUGAUCCUAAUUCUGCCGGCGUAUCUGCGCUGUAGUUGAAACGAAAAGAGAAAAAGAAGAAAGAACAGACGAAAAAAAAGUCAAGCAGAAUAACCGGCACCUUGAUUUGCAUUGAUAGGAGAGAUUUACAGGAGUCUAGACGAACGGUUUUUCACGAAAAUUUAUGGACGGUAUAAAUCAGUUCACAAAAAAGUAAUCUGCAUUAUUGAUACCCGCAGCUGCUUGGCAUAUCCCACCGCAGCAAAUUUCUUUACAUCUUCUUCCAAGGCAUUUGACAUGGUCUUCUGCCUCGGCGUGCCGCGAAGGAUGCGGGAAUCUUUUCUCAAGAAUCCUAGAUGAAAAUCUAGAUCUUGAAUGUACCAAUUUGUUUUUUGCUUCAUAGCCAGGGGUGAGAUGGUUCCUGCAUGCACUGGGGUUGCUGCUUUUCUUUUCCCACUAUGAUUUUUAUUUUACUUUAUCUUAUUUGUUAUUUCGUUCCUUUCGUCG